AUUCCACUAUGGAAAUCUCUCCGGGACAUCAGUUAUACAAACAUGAUUACAAAUACACGUAGAACGCACUAUCGUCGUCACUUCGUAUACAUAGGUUAUUGGUUAAACGUUAUUCCAUAUUAUAAGUCAUCUUACUGCUUACACGUGUUCUUGGUGGAACAUACGCUGAGGGCAUCACGACAACCGUGUAGAAGGCAUGUGCUGUAGAAAUCGCCAUUUUACUGUUGACACUUUAGCAGUAACUUGUGAGAUAUUGAGUGAAUGAGAGAGCUCCCCAAAUUCACCAUUCCGCAGAAGAUGAGUGCGUACACGUCGAACAGACAUAAGGAGUCGAACCCGGAAGAGAGAUUAAGUGUGAUCAAGCAAGGAUGUGUCAGCGUUGGAUUCAUGGUCAUCUGUUACGUGAUCGGAUAUUACGUCAUGCCAUUUCCGGUUCCAGCUCUGCCAACGCCCAUUUCCCGUUUGCUUUACACGCUGCAGUGGCAGGUAGUUCCUGCGUAUCUUCUGUUUGCAGGAAUUGGAACAGUUGCUUUGACGAGGUUCCUUACUCCUGCCAUUAACCCAUUGAACGCUAACAGUGAUCACAUUAUCACAGUGCAUGUUCGAUACGUUCAGAACACUUUGGAGCAGUUUGUGUUGAGUGCUAUUGGGCAACUGAUGAUUUCAAUUUACCUUGAUGACCGGCAGAUGAAACUCAUACCGGUUCUUGUGUUUCUCUUUGUGGUAGGAAGGAUUACUUUCUGGAUUGGAUACACUCGCUUCUAUCUCCAGCGUUUAUUCGGAAUGACUCUGACAGUUGUGCCAACCAUGUUGUUAUAUGUUGUUCUGCUUCAUUACUUCUUUAUAUACGGCCCAAUGAGCAUGUUGUGGCGAUAGAACACUCGCAAGCAGUCAAGGACAUUGCAAACAAAGUCAAAGAAAACAGUGCCCAAACAACAAAGGACGAUAGCAAACAACAAGGGGUGAUAACAAACAACAAAGGACGAUAGAAAAUAAACAAGGAUCCCAACAAACAGCCAAGGAUCACAGCAACAGCCAAGAAUCACAACAAACAGCCAAGGAUCACAGCAACAGCCAAGGAUCACAACAAACAGCCAAUGAUCACAACAAACAGCCAAGGAUCACAACAAACAGACAAUGACCACAACAAACAGCCAAGGAUCACAGCAAACAGCCAAUGACCACAUCAAACAGCCAAGGAUCACGGCAAACAGACAAGGAUCACAACAAACAGACAA
Molecule: messenger RNA, 1238 nt
Organism: Haliotis rufescens (red abalone)
Lineage: Eukaryota; Metazoa; Mollusca; Gastropoda; Lepetellida; Haliotidae
Product: transmembrane protein 79-like
Exons: 1
Coding region: 262-876 (204 amino acids)
Biological process (GO): regulated exocytosis
Cellular component (GO): trans-Golgi network membrane; lysosomal membrane
Source: RefSeq, a predicted model, not a curated record